CUGUUUAGCUCUGGCUCUUCUGUGUAUACAACCCCGCCCCCCUCCUACUCUUGCUCCCAUCAACACAAACCAGCGUCAAUUCAGCGAGAUAGUCCAAGAGAAUCAGCUCUGUUCUUUCAGUACCGCAACUUCCCAAGUCCUCUACUGCCAUACAGAAGGAUCACAAGUCAGUGUCCACUCUCCAGCAGCGCAGCAAGAACAACAAGGACAAGGAGGGAUGGCUGCCCCGGCGAAGGCGUCGUGGCUGGUGGCCAUGAGCGUGGGCGCUGUGGAGGCCCUCAAGGACCAGGCGGGGCUUUGCCGCUGGAACUAUGCGCUCAGCUCCAUCCACCGGGCAGCCAAGGCCAGGGCCAACGUCCGCGGCGGCGUCUCGCAGGGCCCCAAGCAGCUUGCGGCCUCUGCUGCGGCGGUGGCCGAGAGGCGACGGGCAGAGAAGGCCGAGGAGGGGCUGAGGACCAUGAUGUACCUCAGCUGUUGGGGCCCAAAUUAGGAGUACUAGUAGCUUAGUGGUGUUGUGUUCGUCGCAGCUUGUGCUUAGGCGACAACCCCAUGAUCGAUGUAAAUACAACACCAUGAUGAUGAUGAAAAUCUCGGCUAUGAUGAUGUUGAAAAUCUCGGCUAUGAGUUUAUA
Molecule: messenger RNA, 631 nt
Organism: Triticum aestivum (bread wheat)
Lineage: Eukaryota; Viridiplantae; Streptophyta; Magnoliopsida; Poales; Poaceae
Exons: 1
Coding region: 218-490 (90 amino acids)
Source: RefSeq, a predicted model, not a curated record